Molecule: messenger RNA, 1259 nt
Organism: Catharus ustulatus (Swainson's thrush)
Lineage: Eukaryota; Metazoa; Chordata; Aves; Passeriformes; Turdidae
Gene: HENMT1
Product: HEN methyltransferase 1
Exons: 8
Coding region: 141-1259 (372 amino acids)
Biological process (GO): siRNA processing; RNA methylation; piRNA processing
Cellular component (GO): cytoplasm; nucleus
Molecular function (GO): O-methyltransferase activity; RNA methyltransferase activity
Source: RefSeq, a predicted model, not a curated record
CCCCGUGGGGGCGGCCACCUGUGCCAGGCGGGAGAGAAGGCGGGCGCUGCUGAAGGAGCCCAGCAGGCCCACUCAGCUCCUGAGGCGGCGGGGGACUGGCCUGGACACCGAGCCUGGUUUUGUGCCGUUGCCAGAAUACUAUGGAUAAGAACUUCCAAGAAGAGAUUACGCAAAUUAUUAAAUUUGAACCUCCUUUGUACAAACAACGCUACCAGUUUGUUAAAGAUUUAGUGGAGAAAUACAAACCUAAGAAGGUGGCAGAUUUAGGAUGUGCUGAUUGCAGCCUUCUCUGGAUGCUGAAAUUCUGCAGUUGCAUUGAAGUGUUAGCUGGGCUAGAUAUCUGUGAAAAUGUAAUGAAAGAGAAAAUGCAUACAUUGUCUCCUCUUCCUCUUGAUUAUUUGCGACCCUCUGAAAGAUCCCUAACUGUUACCUUGCAUCAGGGUUCCAUUGCCCAGAAAGAUCCUUGCAUGCUUGGUUUUGACUUGGUGACAUGUAUUGAACUAAUAGAACACCUGGAAGAAUCAGAGCUAAAGAAGUUUCCUGAAGUAGUGUUCGGUUUCAUGGCUCCAAGCAUAGUUGUGAUCAGCACUCCAAAUUCUGAAUUUAACUGUUUGCUUCCAGGAGUGAAGUUAUACAGGCAUCCAGACCACAAAUUCGAGUGGAGCCAAGCACAGUUUCAAAGCUGGGCUCUAGAGACCGCUAGAUGCUAUGAUUACUCAGUGGAAUUUACUGGUGUUGGGGACCCACCAGCAGGAAUGGAGAAGAUUGGGUUUUGUACCCAAAUUGGUGUGUUUGUUAGAAAAUGUCCUCAAACUGGUGAAUCUGUUCAGUCUGAGAAACCCACUGAAGCAGUUUACAAAACAGUCUUCAAAGCAGUGUACCCAAGUCUUAAAGAUGAGAAGUACUUGCAGAACGCAGUAAUCAGAGAAGUUGUUUUCACAGCCCAAAUCAUUAAGCACCGUUUAAUGUCAAAACGUGAGGAGUGCAGUGAUGAUCCUGAGAGAAAACCCAGAUCCCAACCUUCAAUGGACUCUUUUUCUGACUAUCUUGGAAAACUGGUUGUUGAAAAAAACAUGCAACCAUUUGUCAGUGGAAAUGAGGUUUACGUACCUCUCACAACAAUCUUUUCUUUUCCCAAAGUGAAUCGACUUUGUGGUACUUUUGAGAAGUUAUGCAAGCUUAUUGCUGGCAAGGUCACACUGAGCAGUGAUGGUUCUGCUGUGAUGUUCAAUAUUGAACAUGAGAAUGAAGAGAAUUAG